Molecule: messenger RNA, 2882 nt
Organism: Paramecium sonneborni
Lineage: Eukaryota; Ciliophora; Oligohymenophorea; Peniculida; Parameciidae
Source: the annotation of a GenBank genome assembly
AUGUUUAGCACAGAAGAAUUUAUUAAACAAUAUAAGAAUCUUUCAAAUCCAGAUAAAAGUAUAAGUCAAAAAGCAAAUAAGUAUAUCUUAAAAUUACAAUAAACAAAAGAAGCUUUUAACAUUGCUAAAUAAAUAUUAGAUUAAUAAAAUGUUCAAUAAGAAUAUUAAUUCAUUGCUUGUCAAUUGAUUUAUAGAAGAUUGAAGGUAGAAUGUGAUAUAUCCAUACAACCUUAUCUUUUAAAUUUAUUGGGAAGGCCAUUAUCAAAUAUUGCCUUAAAUUAAGUUUGCUCAUCUUUUGCUGUCAUUAUUGUAGGCAAUUCUUAACUUUGGAAAGGGUAUCAUAAUAUUUUAUAUGCUUUUUAGAAUACUAUAGGAAUUAAUAUAAUUAAUGAAAGUAAAAAUGCAAUUAGGAAUUGAAAUUCUGACUUAAAUUGCAAUUUAAGGUAAAGAAUGCAUUUCAAAAAAAGAACAACAAAAAUUGUAACAAGAAUUUUAGACACAACAUAAUUUACUUUCAGAAAUAUUUUUAAGUUUAUUAUGCAUAUAGGAUUUGAUUAUUUUUAAAUAAACUAUUCUAUGCAUGGAAUCAUGGGUGUAAUUUUCAUUUAGUUUAUUCAAAGAUUCUAAAUUGAUUUAAUAAAUCAUUCUACUAAUAUCAUAAGCUUUGUAAAAUAAUGCAGUUGAACAUUCUGAUAAAUUGUUUUCCUUAUUAUAUGAGGCUGUUGUUUUCUCAUAAUAUAAAAAUUAGAAUAUUGAACCAAUUGUUUAAUAAAAUUUAUUAAUUAUGCUAGAAUUCAUAAUUCGAAUUUAUAAUCCUUAAAUCUCUGUCAUGUAUGCAUCUUUGACAACUAAAUUUAUUUGUGAUUUUUACCUAAUAGUAUAAAAUUCUCAAUAUGAAGAAGCAGCAUUCAAUAUCAUUGUCAAUUUGGUUAACAAUCCAUAAAGAAAAAUUGUAUUUCAAACUUUUGAAUUUUGGAUUCAAAUGAAAUAGUCUCAUUUACUUUAAAGUUUUUGGUUGAAAAUAUUAUAAUGUCUAAUAGAUAAAUGUAAAGUAAAAUCGAUCAAAUUAAAUAAAGAAUUCUUAUCAGGAGAAGAUGAAGAAGAAAAUGAUUACUUCGAUAAGAAAAAUCAAGAAAAUUAAGGAAAUAAUAUUUCUACUUAUGAUUUUAGAGAACAUUGCAAAGAAAUAUUUAUUUGCAUUUAUAAAAAUGUUGAAUAACUUAAUUAAACAGAUUCAUUUUUUUAAAUCAUUUUAUCGAAUUUGAUUAUUACUAAUCCUGAUUCUUCAGAUUAAAUUAUUUAAACUGAAGCUGCUUUAUUUUCCCUUUGUUCAAUAAUUGAUGAAACUAAUUUUUAAAUUAAUAAUUAAUUAGUGUUUUAAAUUUUAAAAUUUGUACUUUAAUUACCAAAUAAUCAAAAUUUUGAUAUUAUCGUUAAAACUACUUUAUAAAUGUUCAGCGGAAUAACUAAUUAAAUAAAUUUGAAUUUUGAAUUGUUGUUUCCUAUAACAAAAUACUUCUUCUAAUAUAUGCUUCAUCCUUUGUUGGGAUCCUUAGCUGGAGUGUAAAAAUUUAAUAAAUUUAUUUUAGUGCCUUUGAAUAAAUUUGCAAUAAUGGAGAACUUAAUAAUUAAUAAUUGAUUUCUGAAUUUUUUACAUUCCUAGAAUAGCAUUUUAAUGAUUUUGUUAAUUAAUCUUAGUUAAAUUAUUUUAUUGAGGGUUUAUUGAAAUUAUGUUAUCGAAUUUAUUAAUUUGGAAAUAUAGACUUUAUAAUCUAGGUAUUAAUUUAAUAUUAUAUUUUUAGUUAUUCAAUUUUGCAAAUAAUUAAUUUCAACUAUUUAAAAAUAUGAAUUUACUUACUAAAUAGUAAUUUACAUAUAUUAAUACUUUGAUUAUUACAAUAUUAAAAUGGAUUAAUACAAAUAUCGAAGAUAUCAAUGAUUAAGUAAAGUAAAUAUCAGAUUUACUAUGUUAAUCAAUAACAGAACCGUUAAUAAAUUUACUUAAAGAAUCAUAAAAUUAGUAAAAUAGUGAUGAACUACAUUUAUUAGUAAGAAUGAUAAUGAAAGUGUCUAAUUAUUAAAAUUAAUAAUAAUAGAUAAUUUAAUUAUUAUAGAUAUCAUUUCAAAUAUUUUAUUAAAAUCCUGCAUAAAAACAUUAAUGGUUGUAAUUGAUAACAAUAGCCAUAAGUAGAUGUUAAGAAUAUUAAUUUAUUUCUUAAUGGGUAACUUAAAAUAAUUAAGAAAUUCAUAAAUUUUGCAUAGAAUAAUUUAAAUUAGGUAGAGAUUCGGAUGUAAUGAAGGUUUAUGUAGAAUUUGUAAAAGAAUGUACAAGAUUUUGUCAAUAAGCAUUUUUUGAAUCGCCUUAUUUAUAUUUGAUAAUGGAAAUAAUAGGUGAAGCAUUUUAAACAGUAAAUUCUUAUGAAAUGCAAAGAGAAAUUCUAAAUUUUUUUAAGUAUAUUUGAUAAUAUUAUCAUAUAAGAACCUUGUCAUAAUUGAUUGAAAAUGGAAAGGAAUACUUUAAUAAGCUUAUAAUAUAAAUAGUUACGACUUUAUUUUUAAGUAUUUAAAAUAUUAAUCGUGCAAUUGUAUUUUAAAUAAUAUAGAUAUUAUAAUUUAUUUUAAAAAAGGAGAUAAGUAGUGAUGAAUUAAAGGAACUUAUUUAUUAGACAUUGUUAAAGAGUUGGGGAGUUAAGAAAAAGCCUAAAUAAGUUGAAAUGGUAAGUAAAGCAAUAGUGCAUUAUUUAAAAAAAACAGAAGAGAGUGGAUUGAAAAGAGAACUAAAGUUAUUGUUAUAAAAUUUAAGAGAAAUAGGAGAAGAAGAGAUUGAUUAUAUACAUUUGGAAACAAUAUUGAAGUAAUGAUAAUUAAAUUUCUAUUUAUUG